ACGCACGUUUAAGAACAGCUAUAAUCUUGUAAUGCUAAUAAUAAACACGAGAUGGAGCCACCGGACUUCUACGUGCUCAGUUAACGAUACCGAUAAACGUUUACAUACCGAAUAUUGCUUUUCUAUUAGACUACGUAAUUUUAAAAUAAAAAUAAUAACACCUCAUCAAUAAUAAAUAAAUAAAUUACCAUGCUCAAGCAUGCCUCAGAGGGUCGAAAAUGCACAUCUAUUUAGCAUCUAAAUGACUGUUGUUGUUAAAUUAAUGUUUAAUCUUAAUUACACUAUAAUAUUUAACAAAGUGGCAACGGAAGGGUCAAAUAAGCGCGCGUGAGGGAAGCGGUUUAAAGUGCUCGCGCGGUGAUCGAUCGUGUCGGCGAUCUUCUAGUUUCCCCUGAAUCCCAGCGCACAGGCUGGAAACGGGAUGCGAUUGAGGUGGAAAAGCGGUGUGGAUUUUGAAGUGUGAAAAGGGCUGUCUGUCCUCACCCCAGGACAGGGAGGAAGGGAGGGAGACCCGACCAACGACUCACACUAAAAGUGGAGGACAGAGCAAUAAACAGUUACUUGCUGUUAUUUGGAGGAUUUUCUGUCUCCCAAACAGCCGCAAGGGCAAGGCAGUAAACUCCUGUUGUGGGAAAGCCGACGUCUGGAUUCAUUCAGUUAUUACUGCUGUUGACUCAUGGACACAGACAGGGAAAAACUCGUCCAAUCCAUCCGGAUAUAACUUCACUGCUGACCGUCUGACUGCUGAUUCAUUUGAGCACAACUCGCGUGGAACUUUGCACUUUUUGCGGCUUUGACAAGAACUUGUAGUGUCUCGAAAUCCAGUAGAAAUAUCGUGUUUUAUUCAAGUUUGCUUUGUUUUACUUUAUUGAGGUUCAUAAAGCUUCGAUGCCCAGCGAUGUAAAUAUACGUUAGGACCGCACGCGCGUAACCUUUUAUUCAUACUGUGAAACAAAGAGAAAGCAUGGGAAAGUCGUAACGUUGGCAACGUUACCUUCGCGUUUUAAUUUCUAGAUGUAUGGUUUUUAAGCUCGAUAACACGUUCAGACGGAAAUACUGAUACUUUUCGCACGCAUUUUCGUCACAAACGGCGUGUAAAUCUGCCGGGCUGGCGUCUUUACCGGGUCAUUACCGUGGAGGAGGCGGAACGGGCAUGGACACCGAUUCAAUGGCCGGUGGCGACGUGGAGGAGGUUCAGGGACGCAUGAUUUCCCUGGACCCGGUGGUCGAUGGGAUUUUGAUGGACUCGUUUUGCCAACAGCAGGGAUGGGUGCGGGUGUACGAUGUGAAGGGGCCGGCCAGCCACCACUUCUCCUGCGGCCAGUCGCCGUUCACGGAGCCCUGCGUUUGGGAGAGGAAGUACUGCAUCCUGACCGAUAGCCAGCUCAUUCUGCUCAACAAGGAGGAAGAGAUGCCAUCUGAGGUCCACGAAAGCCCCACAGCGUCCUCGUCAACGAGCCGCAGUUUGAGGCGGACGGUCAGCGUGCCCUCUGAAGGACAGUUCCCUGAAUAUCCAGCAGAGGGAACUUCAAUGUUAGCAGAAGCAUCUGCGGAGCGCUCGCCCAGGCGGAGGAGCAUAUCGGGCCUGGGCAGCUCGGAGAAGAACAUCUCUAUGGAUAAUCCUAACUCCUCACCCUUCAAAGUGCCUGGCUUUAUAAGUAAACGACUGAAAGGAUCCAUCAAAAGGACGAAGAGUCAGACGAAACUUGACCGCAACACAAGUUUUAGACUCCCAUCACUACGGCCUACGGACCAUGACAGGUCGAGAGGCCUGCCCAAAUUGAAGGAGUCAAGUUCCCAUGAGUCUUUGCUGAAUCCGGGCAGCGCUGUUGAAUCUCUGGAUCUAAGCAUGGAGGAGGACAUCUAUAUUAAACCACUACACAGCAGCAUUCUGGGACAGGACUUUUGCUUCGAGGUGGCGUACUCGGGUGGAAGUAAGUGCUUCAGCUGUUCAUCUGCAGCCGAACGGGACAAAUGGAUGGAGAACCUCAAAAGAACCGUGCAGCCCAAUAAGGACAACUGUCGGCGGGCCGAAAACGUCCUUCGCCUGUGGAUCAUCGAGGCCAAAGACCUGCCGCCGAAGAAACGGUAUUUCUGCGAGCUGUGUCUGGACGACAUGCUGUAUGCCCGCACCACCAGCAAAAUCCGCUCCGACUGCCUGUUCUGGGGGGAACACUUUGAGUUUUCGGGCCUUCCUGCCGUCAAAAGCAUCACUGUGCACAUAUACCGUGAUGUGGACAAGAAGAAGAAGAAAGACAAGAACAACUACGUGGGCCUGGUGAACAUCCCUGUGCCAGGGGUGAUGGGACGGCAGUUUGUGGAGAAGUGGUAUCCGGUCAGCACCCCCACCACCAGCAAAAGCAAAGGCGGAGGUCCAUCCAUUCGCAUCAAGUCUCGCUUUCAGACCAUCUCUAUCCUGCCCAUGGAGCAGUAUAAGGAGUUUGCGGAGUUUGUGACCAAUAACUACACCAUGCUGUGCUCGGUGCUUGAGCCCGUCAUCAGCGUCAAGAACAAAGAGGAGAUGGCCAGCGCGCUGGUGCACAUAUUACAGAGCACAGGGAGGGCAAAGGAUUUCCUGACGGAUCUGGUGAUAUCAGAGGUGGAUCGUUGUGCGGAUCAUGAGGUGCUCAUAUUUCGGGAGAACACGCUAGCCACCAAAGCCAUAGAAGAAUACCUCAAACUGGUGGGACAGAAGUACCUUCAUGAUGCAUUAGGAGAGUUUAUUAAAGCACUGUACGAGUCAGAUGAAAACUGCGAGGUGGACCCUGCUAAGUGCACUAACACUGAGCUGCCGGAACACCAGAGUAACCUGAAGAUGUGCUGUGAGCUUGCCUUCUGCAAGAUCAUCAACUCUUACUGCGUGUUUCCUCGGGAACUGAAAGAGGUGUUCGCCUCGUGGAAGCAGCAGUGUCACGCUCGAGGAAAGCAGGACAUCAGUCAGCGUCUGAUCAGCGCGUCUCUCUUCCUGCGCUUCCUGUGUCCUGCCAUCAUGUCUCCAUCGCUCUUCAGUCUCAUGCAGGAAUACCCCGACGACCGCACCUCAAGAACCCUCACCCUCAUCGCCAAAGUCAUCCAGAACCUCGCUAACUUUGCUAAAUUCGGGAACAAAGAGGAGUACAUGGCCUUCAUGAACGACUUUUUGGAGCACGAGUGGGCCGGUAUGACCCGUUUCCUUAUGGAGAUCUCCAACCUCGAGACCAUCUCCAACACCCCAGGAUUUGAGGGCUACAUCGACCUGGGCCGCGAGCUGUCUGUCCUCCACUCGCUAUUAUGGGAAGUGGCGUCUCAGCUAGACAAGGGUGACAAUUCCUUCCUGCAGGCGACGGUGGCCAAACUGGGGCCCCUGCCGCGUAUCCUUGGCGAUAUCACCCGCUCGCUGUCCAGCCCCGCCCCCCUUCAGCAGCACCUCAGGCGGUUCCAGGACCACAGCUCUGCACAUGACAUUAGUGGAAGUGUGUCCUCAGGACUGCAGAGAAUAUUCGAAGACCCAGCAGACAGUGAAAUGAGAAGCAUCAGAUCCCCUGUUCAGGAGCACAUGGAGGCCUUAGCCCGAGGGAAGCAUCCUUUAUUGGGUCAGCAAUCUUCUACACACAGCAUGAGCUUUUCUGACAAAGAGGAGAGAGACAUUCCUCUUCCAAACGGACGCAGUGUAUCUUUAAUGGACCUCCAGGACUCUUACCUUGCACAGGGCCAUCCAGGUCCAGCCCCACCAAGGUUAGGGCGGGUGGGCUCUCAGGCCUCCAUCGGCCCUCUCCCUCCUCCUCCACAUCAUCACCAGCCCCCUGUCUAUCCAAAAGUCCCACAGCUCAAGGACAACUUGCCACAGAGCGCUCCCCAGGUGCGCCGUCCGCUCCCCCCCUCCCUCAGUCAACAGCGCAGCUUACAGCCGCUGUCUUUCCAGAACCCCGUUUACCACCUCAGCAACCUGCAUGCGCAGUCCACGCACUCGACCCAGUCUAUGCACUCCGUCCAGUCCCUGCAGCCGGACUCUAGCUCGGAGAACCUGAGCACGGCCAGCUCUCGCAGCGGAAGCCCCAGCACGUCAGGCGCACGGGGAGCCACACCCAGGGCUAGGAUGCCCUCGUCCAGCAGCGUGGAGGAGGAGCUAAGCCGCAAAACCAUCCAAGGGCAGGAGACUCCUCCUCCCACAGCCCGCUGGCACCCACCCCUGGUCGACUCGCACUCGGGAGCUCAGGUGGUGGCGGUGCCGAGGCAGAGUUGCACGGGCACAGCGCAUAUCGUGAAGGUGGAGCAGCAGAGUCGAGCAGUGGGGCUUGUGGCGGGUAACGCAGGAGUAAAAACACCUAGGUCUCUCCCUCACAGCACCUCCCUCCGCAGUAGCAGCAGUAUCAACACCGAACCCAUGCAGCAGAGCGACGAGAGGUCUAAACAACAGUCCACGUGCUCUAAAGACAGCUCAGUACCUGGAGGGCGAGGCAACAAACAGGUUCAGUCCCCUGUGGAAUCUGUCACCAUGUCCCCAGUGGAGAGAACGGCAGCUUGGGUCUUGAAUAAUGGACAGUUUGAGGAUGAAGAAGAGGGAGGUCCAAGCAAGGAUGAUGCCAAACACAUAGAAAAGUAUGAACAGGAGAUCUCAAAGCUAAAGGAGCGUCUGCGGGCAUCUAGUCGGCGACUGGAGGAGUAUGAGAGACGACUGCUGGCACAGGAACAGCAGAUGCAGAAGCUGCUUAUGGAAUACAAGACCCGACUGGAAGACAGCGAAGACCGUCUGCGGAGACAACAGGAAGAGAAAGACAGUCAGAUGAAGAGUAUUAUCUGCAGGCUGAUGGCAGUGGAGGAGGAAUUGAAGAGAGAUCAUGCAGAAAUGCAGGCGGUCAUCGACGCCAAACAGAAGAUCAUUGAUGCACAGGAGAAGAGGAUCAGCUCCCUGGAUGCAGCUAACUCUCGACUCAUGAGUGCCCUCACUCAGGUUAAAGAGCGCUACAGCAUGCACAACCUCCGCAACGGCCUGUCGCCCACCAACCCUACAAAACUGUCCAUCACUGAAAAUGGAGAGUUCAAGAACAGCAGUUGCUGAUUGGUGAUCAUGAACGUGAUGCUCCAGGACGGAUCACUGACUCUGAUUGGUCCGCUUCGAGAUGGACCGGGCACCCAGAUCACAUACGUAGCUGGAGGCUAAAUUGACUGACUACUGUAUACAUGCAAUUGCAAGAAAUGUUUGGUUAUUAAUGUAUAUACACGUUAUGUAAUGUUUGGUUAUGUACAGAAAUGCUACUGCUGAGAGGAGUGUUUUGAGAGUUGAGCGCAGAGUUCCGCGUCAGUGAGUUUGUGUUUUUUUUUUUUUUAAUACUGAUUUACGCUUAAAUGCAGAUUUAAGAUUACAAAAAGAUUUUUAACUAUUGCCUAAGAUAUAUGAAGGAGAUGUACAUAUCAUAAAUAGAAAUGUUUUAAAAGAAACUAUGAAGAAAAGCACAUAGGUAUCGUUGGUCAUAGUUGUAAAUGUCCUCGAGUAGCAGAACCUGACAGGCAAAGACAUGAGAUUGAAAGGCAAGUUUAUGCACUCAGUUUUCUAACACACUUUUUCUAUAUUUUUUUAUUAUUUUAUGUUAUCAUCUUGUAAAAGGUGGUUAUGGCUGAAAUGACUGACUUUUAACUAAAAAGACUAAAGCAGCCACAGUUUAGUUACAAAGGACCCCCAGCAUAAUAUUCAAGAAAGUACGACAUGGUCUUUAAUAAUACACAAAAUAAGACAGCAGAACAAAGCAGUGGGUUGAUGUAUUGAAGUUUUACAUUGAAUGAACAGAUUCUUUGUAUUUGGAUAUUUGCUGUAUCAUCUAGAGGACUGUCACUUUAACUCAACAUUUCUGUUUUAUGUAUCAGACCAGAUUGCUGUGAUAUCACCGAUCUCUGUCUCACUGCCCUCUCUUGUUCUAGACAGCCUCACUGCCCUCCUUCACAUCCUCUAUCGUUUGUCAGCUACUUCUGUUAAAAGUUGUCGUUUUCUCACUCUGUUCAUAUGAGCAUCAAGGUCUCCACAAUGUUUGCUGUUCCGAUGAUAUAUUUGCAAAGUUCAGACACAUUCAGAAGCAUUGAAUAAAAUCGAUUGUGGCCUCAUCGA
Triplophysa dalaica is the source of this 6079-nucleotide messenger RNA. It is a transcript of the gene rasal2, whose product is annotated as RAS protein activator like 2. The record is from RefSeq and is a predicted model, not a curated record. The transcript is spliced from 18 exons. Gene Ontology annotation, biological process: regulation of GTPase activity. Bases 1154 to 5038 code for a protein of 1294 amino acids. Lineage: Eukaryota; Metazoa; Chordata; Actinopteri; Cypriniformes; Nemacheilidae.